ACCAAAAGAUACCCCAUUCACCAUUCUCUCAUUCUCUCUUUAUUAUAUUCUUCCCUGUAGUAGUAAUGGAGGGUGUAAUAUUUGCCAUAGGUGGUGGUACACUAUUUGCACUUGCAGUUGCUGUUUACUUUUGGUAUCUCAAAAGUUAUGCCACCUCCCAUCAAUCUAAACAUCUCCCUCCUGUUCCUGCGGUGCCAGGGGUACCAGUAUUGGGGAAUUUACUGCAGUUAAAGGAAAAGAAACCAUACAUGACAUUUACAAAAUGGGCAGAUAUGUAUGGGCCUAUUUAUUCCAUUAAAACCGGUGCCACUUCCAUGGUGGUCGUUAGUUCCAAUGAAAUCGCCAAAGAGGCUUUGGUUACCAGAUUCUCAUCUAUCUCAACAAGAAAGCUAUCAAAGGCUUUAGAGGUUCUCACAUCUGAUAAAACUAUGGUAGCCAUGAGUGAUUACGAUGACUAUCACAGAACUGUGAAACGCAAUAUACUCACCGGUAUCUUGGGUCCAAAUGCUCAGAAGAAACAUCGUGUCCAUAGGGACAUCAUGAUCGAGAAUAUUUCAAACCAAUUACAUGCAUUUGUUAAAAACUCUACCGAAGAAGAAGUUAACUUCAGGAAAAUAUUUCAGUCAGAACUUUUUGGAUUGGCAAUGAGACAAACAUUGGGAAAGGAUGUUGAAAGCUUAUACGUGGAGGAUCUCGGAAUCACCAUGAAACGAGAUGAGAUCUUUCAAGUCUUGGUUGUUGAUCCAAUGAUGGGUGCAAUUGAGGUUGACUGGAGAGAUUUCUUCCCGUAUUUGAAGUGGGUACCGAAUAGAAAGUUUGAGAACACAAUCCAACAGAUGUAUGUCCGGAGGGAAGCUGUGAUGAAGGCCCUUAUUAAACAACAUAAAAACCGAAUUGCUUCAGGGGAGAACUUGAACAGCUACAUUGAUUACUUGCUAUCAGAAGCACAAACACUUACAGAUAAUCAACUUCUAAUGUCCCUAUGGGAGCCAAUUAUCGAAUCAUCAGACACCACAAUGGUCACCACAGAAUGGGCAAUGUAUGAACUAGCCAAAAAUCCCAAAAUUCAGGAUCGUCUGUACAAGGAUAUCCAAAGUGCAUGCGGGUCAGACAAGAUCACUGAGGAAAAGUUGUCACAGAUACCAUUCAUAUCUGCCAUCUUUCAUGAAACAUUAAGAAGGCAUAGUCCUGUUCCUAUAAUUCCAUUAAGAUAUGUGCAUGAAGAUACAGAACUAGGAGGGUACCAUGUCCCAGCUGGAACUCAGUUAACAGUGAACAUUUAUGGAUGUAACAUGGAAAAAAAUGUGUGGGAGAAUCCUGAAAAAUGGAACCCAGAGCGGUUUAUGAGGGAAAAUGAAACCAAUGAUUUUCAGAAAACAAUGGCUUUUGGAGGAGGAAAAAGAGUGUGCGCCGGUUCUCUUCAAGCAAUGUUGAAUUCUUGCAUCGGAAUUGGAAGAAUGGUUCAAGAGUUCGAGUGGAAGCUUAGAGAAAAAGCAGAAGAAGAUAUUAAUACGCUUGGGCUCACUACACAGAAGCUUCAUCCUCUACGUGCCAUUAUAAAGCCAAGAAAAUGAUGCACUUGUUGAAGUUUAGUGAGGCACAUCCACAUCCCAUAGGAAAAAAAUUGCAUUUCUAGUUUGUGAGGACCAUGAGAUCUACCUGCAUUUAGGUCCAACUUUUUAAUCUGUUAAAAGUUCAAAUAAUGCAAAUAUGUUAUCUAAGAAAGUUUCAUUCCUAUUUUAAAUAUAGAUAUAUAUCAGUAUUAUGAUCAA
Erigeron canadensis is the source of this 1772-nucleotide messenger RNA. Its product is annotated as ent-kaurene oxidase-like. The record is from RefSeq and is a predicted model, not a curated record. Gene Ontology annotation, cellular component: endoplasmic reticulum; chloroplast outer membrane. Gene Ontology annotation, molecular function: iron ion binding; ent-kaurene oxidase activity; heme binding. Gene Ontology annotation, biological process: gibberellin biosynthetic process. Lineage: Eukaryota; Viridiplantae; Streptophyta; Magnoliopsida; Asterales; Asteraceae. The transcript is spliced from 8 exons. The coding region runs from base 66 to 1574 and encodes 502 amino acids.